Mesitornis unicolor (brown roatelo) is the source of this 1890-nucleotide messenger RNA. RefSeq names its product transmembrane protein 260 (gene TMEM260). The transcript is spliced from 14 exons. NCBI's taxonomy places the organism in Eukaryota, Metazoa, Chordata, Aves, Mesitornithiformes, Mesitornithidae. The coding region runs from base 1 to 1890 and encodes 629 amino acids. The record is from RefSeq and is a predicted model, not a curated record.
AUGGGUGUAAUAGAUUUCCUAGGUGAAAUCCCACCUCGUGGGCAUCCAGCCGUCUUGGGCAAGCGGCUCCAUGGGGAUCGUGUGCUGCUUUCUGGCUCAUAUGCUGGAGGAAUCCUUGCUGCGGGGGUGUUUGCAUUUUCUCGUCUAACAUGGCAGUGGUCCAUCGCGGCGGAGGUUUUCAGCUUAAACAAUCUGUUUGUGGGGCUGCUGAUGGCUCUCACCGCGCAUUUUGAGGAGGCAUCCACUGCAAAAGAGAGAUCAAAGAUCUCUAAAUUUGGUGCCUUUUGCUGCGGGCUGAGUUUGUGCAAUCAGCACACCAUAGUGCUUUAUAUCGCUUGUAUUGUGCCUUGGGUUCUCUGUCGGCUCUUCAGAAAGACGGAAUUGUCCCUAGGCCAUUUGCUGAAGUUGGGUUUAUGCUUCUUGGCUGGUUUGCUGCCUUAUCUCUAUCUGCCGGCUUCGUCCUACCUCAGUCGAGCCCGUUGGACGUGGGGAGACCAGACGACUUUUCAGGGAUUUUUGACCCACUUUCUCAGGGAAGAAUAUGGGACAUUCAAUCUGGCCAAGUCUGAGACAGGAUCCAGUAUGAGAGAGAUGCUGGUUUUUCAGCUGGCGCAGAUGAAGUCGGAGCUCUCCCUCCCCGUCCUCGCCCUGGCACUGGUGGCCUGCGUGAGCACAGCACUGCCGACAAAGCAGCAGAAGUCACCCAUGAUCUGGCUCCUCACUGGAAUGCUCUGUCUCUAUUCCAUCUUCUUUGCUUGGAGAGCAAAUCUGGAUAUUACAAAACCCCUGUUUCUGGGUGUGGUGGAGCGGUUCUGGCUGCAGAGCAGCGCCGUGGUGGCCGUGCUGGCAGGGCUGGGACUGGCCACGCUGGCCUCGGUGGCAAGCGCCGCGCUGGAGGGCAACCGAGCGCUGCCAUGGCUGGAGUGGAUUUCGGCUCUUGCUCUUGUUGCUUCUCAGAUUUGGGCAAAUUACAGCACUUGCGAUCAGAGCAACAACUAUGUUGUUGAUAAGUUUGCAAGGAGUCUGCUGUCCUCUAUGCCGACAGAUGCCAUGGUCUUGCUAAGGGGAGACUUACCCGGGAACGCUCUUCGUUACGUUCAUUACUGUGAAGGGAUGAGGCCAGAUAUCACCUUAGUGGACCAGGAGAUGAUGACUUAUGAGUGGUAUUUACCCAAGCUGGCGAAGCAUUUACCUGGAGUUCAUUUUCCUGGGAACCGAUGGAAUCCUGUGGAAGGAGCAUUACCCGAUGGCACACUCGCUUUUAAUCUCCAUCGUUUCCUCAAAGUAAAUAAACAUAAGGAAGUGUUUGUCUGCAUAGGCCUUCAUGAAGGGGACUCGACCUGGAGAAGGAGCUAUUCGCUCUGGCCGUGGGGUAUCUGUGAGAAGUUGGUUCCUUCUGAUGCUGUGUUUGAUCCGGGAGAGUGGGUUCGUCUCACCAGGAAUCUCUAUAACUGGACUGAAGACUACGGCAGUUUCAAGCCCUCUUCCUGGGAAGCUGUCGCCAAUGAGGAGAUGUGGCAAGCCAGGAUGAAGACAGCUUUCUUCAUAUUUGACCUUGCAGAAACUGCCAGUGUGACUGCAGAAAUGAAAUCACAACUUUACACCAUUGCGUACACCUCAUACAAAGAGAUUGUCAACUCUCAUCCCAAUCACCCGGUGAACUGGCACAAGAACUACGCCAUCGCCUGCGAGAGGAUGUUGCGUCUCCGUCGAGUGGAUGUGGAUCCCGAGGUGCUGCUCUCCGAAACCGUGAAACAUUUCCUUCUGUACACCCAGAAAGCGGAGGAUGAUCCGCAGCGGCAGGACAUCCUGCAGGCUGUGAAGCACCUGAAGAAAGAGCUGCAGGAGCUGAGGAAAAUGAAAAAAGAUCUGAGGCGAGGAGCUGGAUAG